AUGUCAACCACCAAUCAUCUGGGCGCUGCCACCAGCGGCGAGGCGGAGAAACCACCGCGUGACGCGUCGUACGAAAGCAGCAACGACAUCCGGCCUGCGUCGACGAGGGAUAUCGAAAAAGGUGACCCCACGGACCCGGCAAGUCCUACUUACGAUGGCGAGACGAGAAAGAGGAGACGCUCAUCAGCGUCGGUGAUGGCGGGGAGGAGUGAUCCGUUCGGAGACGAGACGGAAGCCGAGAUCAAGUAUAGGACCAUGUCUUGGUGGCAUGCUUCGAUGAUCAUGAUCGCGGAAACUAUCUCGUUGGGAAUUCUGAGCUUACCGUCUGUACUAGCGGCGAUUGGGAUUGUGCCCGGUGUGAUUCUGAUCGCGGGACUGGGCAUCCUGGCGACGUAUACGGGCUACACGAUCCAUCAGUUCAAGAUGGCGUAUCCGCAUGUGCAUAACAUGGCGGAUGUCGGCGAAGUCUUAUUCUCCUCCUGGGGCCCGACUGCCGCUGCGAUUGGUCGUGAAACACUCGGAGCAUGCCAGACCAUCUUCCUGAUUUUUACUAUGGGCAGUCACGUCCUGACAUUCACCAUCGCGAUGAAUGCCAUCACCAGCCAUGCAACCUGCACUCUGGUAUGGGGCGUAAUCGCCUUGGUAGUGUUGUGGAUCUUGACGCUCCCGCGGACACUGAAGAACGUCUCGUAUCUUUCCAUUGCCUCCUUCAUCUCCAUCGGAGCCGCCGUCAUCAUCACCAUGGCCGGCGUGGGUGCCGCGCCGCCAGAUCCGCACGUGGAAGCGACGAUCAAAACAUCGCUAGCGUCGGCUUUCCUGUCGACGACCAAUAUCAUCUUCGCGUAUGCGGGACACGUCGCCUUCUUCACCUUCAUUUCCGAGCUCAAGGACCCGCGCGAGUUCCCCAAGGCGCUGUUCACGCUGCAGGCGGCCGACACAUCCAUGUACAUCAUCGUUGCUAUUGUCGUGUAUCGCUACGCCGGCCCAGACGUGAAGAGCCCCGCCCUCGGCAGCACAGGCAGCGUGGUUAAGAAAGUGGCGUACGGCAUCGCGCUGCCGACCAUCAUCAUCGCCGGCGUCAUCUACGGCCAUGUGGCGGCGAAGUAUAUUUACGUCCGCGCGUUCAAGGGGUCAAAGCACAUGCAUAGUCGCACUUGGAUCGGCUUUGGUGGCUGGGCGCUCAUUACUCUCGUCAUCUGGGUCAUUGCCUGGAUCAUUGCCGAGAGCAUUCCGAACUUUAACACGCUGCUCGGGCUUAUUAGUAGUAUUUUUGCUAGCUGGUUUACGUACGGGCUGAGCGGAAUAUUCUGGUUGUUUAUCAACUGGGGUGGUAGCGGGAAGAAAGGAAUGGCCGGAUGGUUUGCGGGCGGAAAGAAGAGCGCGUUGGCCGUGCUGAACCUAACCAUUGUAGCCAUUGGAGCGGCAGUAAUGGGGCUGGGUUUGUAUGCCUCGGGCAAAGCGAUUAAUGAGGAGAGUGGGAGCGGGAGUUGGUCGUGUGCGGAUAAUUCAAGUGGCGAGUGA
Lasiodiplodia theobromae is the source of this 1521-nucleotide messenger RNA. RefSeq names its product Chaperone protein. The record is from RefSeq and is a predicted model, not a curated record. The coding region runs from base 1 to 1521 and encodes 506 amino acids. The transcript has 5 exons. NCBI's taxonomy places the organism in Eukaryota, Fungi, Ascomycota, Dothideomycetes, Botryosphaeriales, Botryosphaeriaceae. Gene Ontology annotation, cellular component: vacuolar membrane. Gene Ontology annotation, biological process: amino acid transmembrane transport. Gene Ontology annotation, molecular function: amino acid transmembrane transporter activity.